Molecule: messenger RNA, 1243 nt
Organism: Gossypium raimondii (Peruvian cotton)
Lineage: Eukaryota; Viridiplantae; Streptophyta; Magnoliopsida; Malvales; Malvaceae
Product: dehydrodolichyl diphosphate synthase 2
Exons: 3
Coding region: 111-1043 (310 amino acids)
Biological process (GO): response to cold; plastid membrane organization; polyprenol biosynthetic process
Cellular component (GO): chloroplast stroma
Source: RefSeq, a predicted model, not a curated record
UUUAUAUAUACGGUAUACGGACCAUCCAAACUCGAAACUUGAACGUCGCUUCUUUUGUUAGAAAGACGUUAGUAGCGGCAAAAUUUGAACGUUACUCUUAAGGAAGGAUAAUGCUAUCCUUGCGCUUCGCUAUUCCUACCGCAAAUACAUUAACUCCACCGAAGACUAAACCGAAACCGGGUUUAGUGGUACAAACCGCUUGGAACCAAACGGACCUUUUUCCUUCUCUUCCCAAACGAUAUGAUUAUAAGCUACAAGCAGCUACCACGGACUUAUCUGUGGCGGGAGAUAUAACGGCGGAGGAGGUGGUGGAGCUGCCGGCGGAGCUGCGCAGAGAGUUGAUGCCGAAGCACGUAGCGGUGAUAAUGGACGGGAACGGUCGGUGGGCUCGGCAGAAGGGAUUGGCGACAUCAGCGGGACACGAAGCCGGUGUAAAGGCGUUGAGGGAGCUGAUCGAACUAUGUUGCCAGUGGGGGAUCCAGGUUCUGACUGUCUUCGCCUUUUCUUACGAGAACUGGAUUCGUCCCAAGGUGGAGGUUGAUUUUUUGAUGAGUUUGUUUGAGAGAGCGUUGAAGUCUGAAGUGGAGUCAUUUUCUAGAGGAGGCAUUCGAAUAUCAGUUAUAGGGGAUUCAACAAAGCUUCCCACAUCGCUGCAAAAGUUGAUCAACGAAGUUGAGGAGUCCACAAAACAUAACUCCAGGCUCCAACUCAUUGUAGCCGUCAGCUACAGUGGGAAAUACGACGUCGUACAAGCAUGCCGGAGCAUUGCCGAGAAAGCCAAAGACGGCCAAAUCCAACUAGAUGACAUCAACGAAAGCCUAAUCGAACAAGAGUUAGAAACAAAUUGUACGGAGCACCCAUACCCUGAUUUGUUAAUUAGAACCAGUGGUGAACUUAGGGUCAGCAACUUCUUGUUGUGGCAAUUGGCUUACACUGAGCUCUUCUUUGCUCAAGAACUCUGGCCUGAUUUCAGGAAAGACGAGUUCGUCGAUGCUUUGAGUUCGUACCAGCAGCGGCAGCGCCGCUACGGCGGAAGACAUUGAUCAGCUCAUCAGAAAGUAUAUAUAUAUAUGGUGUUAGCAAUUGAAGAUAUAUAGUCUUACUAUACAUAUAUAGAAAUGUUAUACAAAUAUGUAAAAACUUUCGUGUAGGAUAGUCAACUGAAUCACAGAAAGUUGAUAUUAAUUUCGGGUUUAAUCUCCAAGCAAUUUCUACAUCUUAUAAAAAGAAUACUUACCAUAAA